Molecule: messenger RNA, 3369 nt
Organism: Lates calcarifer (barramundi perch)
Lineage: Eukaryota; Metazoa; Chordata; Actinopteri; Centropomidae
Product: cadherin-12-like
Biological process (GO): multicellular organism development; homophilic cell-cell adhesion; cell-cell junction assembly
Cellular component (GO): plasma membrane; adherens junction; catenin complex
Molecular function (GO): calcium ion binding; cadherin binding
Source: RefSeq, a predicted model, not a curated record
GUGGAUAUACACAGAAGGGGAGAGGAGGGAGGAGAGAGAAAGGCUGAUAGAGCGUGGUUUUCAACAGGGUGAACUAACGGAGGGAAGGAGAGAGAGGAAUCACUCGGAGAGAGUUACGUGAAAUAUUUGGACUGAAUCUACUGAGCAGCAGCUCGGAGGGACACUGAGAGGCUUGUGUGAGGUGUUUCAGCUGGCGACUGACAAAACUGAGCUGAAGAGAAGAGGUUUGGGGUCGACUUCCAACAUCACAGAGCCGGACUUAAAACUUCACUCUGAACAUAACUCCUUUCCAGCCAACAUCAAACCAAAGUGUGGAGAGACUCUCUCACCCAGCAUAAUGAUCUUUACUAGCUUACACACUUCAGCGAGGACACCACAUUAACAGACUCCCUGUCGUCAUCUUGUAUCAUAUUGGAAUAUUGGAAUUAAAAUCCAAAUUUGGAUGUAUGUCCAUUUCCAACCUGGACGUAGCCAGCUUUCUGAACUCUUCAGUACCUUUUUUUUUAAACAGUAAUAUUCCCUGAUGAUCACAAGGGAAUAUGUCACUCUGUUUCUGGUGGGCUCUUGUUUCAUGUUGGACUACAGCUCCCAAAUCCCUGUGCAGGCUCAGCUCCAGAGCAGAACUAAGGGUGCAGUGAUGUCACCCAGGGGAGCAACUGGAACUAAGAGUGUGAGGGGGUCUGCGGGGGAAGUGACAUCUUUAGAAGGCAGAGGGAGGCUGAGGAGACAUGGGAGGUCGAGGGUCCAUCGUAUUAAAAGAGGAUGGGUGUGGAACCAGUUCUUUGUCCUGGAGGAGUACAUGGGGUCUGAACCACAAUAUGUUGGAAAGCUCCACACAGACAUGGACCAUGGAGACAAUGCAGUGAAGUACACUCUGUCAGGAGAAGGAGCUGGGUCCAUCUUCACCAUUGAUCAAAUUACAGGAGAUAUACAUGCACUGGUGGGGCUUGACAGAGAGGAAAAGUCCUACUACACACUGAAAGCCCAGGCUAUUGACAUCAACACUGGCCUCCCUCUGGAGCCAGAGUCUGAGUUCAUCAUCAAAGUGCAGGACAUCAACGACAAUGAGCCACGAUUCCCAGAUGGACCAUACAGCAGCAGUGUCCCUGAGAUGUCCCCAACAGGAACCUAUGUGACACAGGUGACUGCCACAGAUGCAGAUGACCCCACAUAUGGCAACAGUGCACGGAUCGUCUACAGCAUCCUUCACGGACAACCCUACUUCUCUGUGGACCCCAAGACAGGAGUGAUCAGGACAGCACUGGCCAACAUGGACCGUGAGGUGAAAGAGCAGUACCAGGUUCUUCUCCAGGCCAAGGACAUGGGAGGUCAGCUGGGGGGGCUGGCCUCCACCACCACCAUCAACAUCACCCUCAGCGACGUCAACGACAACCCACCGCGCUUUGCCAAGAGUAUUUUCCAUCUACGGGUGCCAGAGUCUGCAUCAGUUGGUUCAGCAGUGGGUCGGAUUCGGGCCCAUGAUCUGGAUGCUGGCAGUAACGCAAACGUGGAUUAUGCCAUUGUUCCAGGAGAUGAGGGCAACAUGUUUGACAUCAUCUCUGAUGACCAAAGUCAAGAGGGAGUCGUAGUCCUGAAAAAGACUCUUGACUAUGAAACCAAAAAGUCAUACACUUUCAAGGUCGAGGCAUCCAACGCACAGCUGGACUCCCGUUUCCUCCACCUGGGGCCCUUCAAGGACUCCGCAACAGUGAAAGUGAGUGUCCUUGACGUGGAGGAGCCUCCUGUCUUCACCACAACCUCCUACUCUAUGGAUGUGUACGAGGACACUCCUCCUGGAACCAUCAUCGGCUCAGUGACAGCUCACGACCUGGACGCCAGCAGCAGCGCUGUCAGGUAUUCGUUGGAAUGGCACACAGAGUCUGACAGCUGUUUUGACAUCGACACUGUUGAGGGAACCAUUUCCACUAAUGAAUAUCUGGACAGAGAGACGGCUGUUCAGCACAAUAUCACUGUGGUGGCAACCAAAGUCAACAACCCUCUGCUGUUCAACAAAGUGUCAGUGACAGUCAACAUCCUGGAUGUGAAUGAGUUCCCUCCUCAGCUGGCUGUUCCUUCAGAUACCUUCGUCUGUGAAAACUCUAAAGUGAUCCAGACAGUCAGUGCUGUGGACAAAGACCUUCCUCCUGUCGGCCAGAGAUUCUCUUUCAAGACCCCCAAGGAGCUCCGCAACAGAAACUUCACUGUUCGAGAUUUUGGAAACAACACCGCUGGCAUUGUGACUCGGCGUUCAGGCUUCCAGCGGACGCUGCAGGACUUGUACAUUCUUCCUGUUGUGGUUGAAGACAGCGGUUACCCCGCUCAGAGCAGCACGGCCACCCUCACCAUCCGAGUGUGUUCCUGUGAGGCGGGAGGCUCACUGCUCACAUGUUCAGCUGAGGCCAUCUUCCUGCCAGUGGGCCUCAGCACUGGAGCUUUGAUGGCUAUUCUGCUGUGUGUAGCUCUGCUGAUAGUUAUGGCAGCAUUAUACAUGAGCCAGAGGCGCCACAAAGAGAAAGAGACUCUGAUGACAUCAAAAGAGGACAUUCGUGAUAAUGUCAUCCACUACGACGAUGAGGGUGGCGGUGAGGCGGACACUCAUGCCUUCGACAUGGGCACUCUGCGCAACACACACUCACAGCACACCAGUACUCACAGCAGCACCUCCAAGAUGGAGAAAAACGGCUAUGGUGACGGGGUUCUGCUGCAUCUUACCAGCCGCUGCGAUGAUGUCAGGUCGCCUGACAUUCAUCGUCAAACCGCCAGUGUUAUCGUCACCGUCAACAACAAGGUCCCGCUCUCUUCCCAUGGCAGAGUGACUGAGGGUGAUGCUGAAAUGAUCCGGGAGUUCAUCGAACACCGGCUGGAGGAGAGUCAGCAGGGUUAUUCUGCUCCGCCCUAUGAUUCUCUGGCAACCUACGCCUAUGAGGGUGAUGGCUCUGUGGCUGGCUCGCUCAGCUCCAUAGAGGAGUCACUGGCAAUUGACACUUCAGGGGAUUUCAGCUCCCUCAGUGACUGGGGACUGCCUUUCAAAACACUGGCCAGCAUCCUGGACAGACAGCCACCUACUCCGUCUAAGGAGAGCUGAGAGGAAGUUGAGCAGCAGAGAGACACUGGGCAGCCAGGUGGAAAUUAGCUUCCUUUUUUAGACAUGUUUACUGUUUUUUUUACUGUGACAGGCACUGAUUAGAAUGAUGUGAGGACCUUAUAGAAAGUUGUCCAUGUGAGGUAGAGUUGUGGGCCAAUUAACUGGACAGCAGAGAAUCUAGCCACAGGUGUGUGAGAAGGUAAACGCGAUAGCUCCUCAAAGUGCCUGAGGUACUAUUUGUUUACAUGUAUUUUAAUUCAUGUUACUUAAUAAAAAUAUCUUCA